Aspergillus terreus NIH2624 is the source of this 1395-nucleotide messenger RNA. Its product is annotated as Paf1-complex subunit LEO1. Gene Ontology annotation, cellular component: nucleus; Cdc73/Paf1 complex. The record is from RefSeq and is a predicted model, not a curated record. Gene Ontology annotation, molecular function: RNA polymerase II C-terminal domain phosphoserine binding. Gene Ontology annotation, biological process: positive regulation of transcription elongation by RNA polymerase II; transcription elongation by RNA polymerase II. The transcript is spliced from 3 exons. NCBI's taxonomy places the organism in Eukaryota, Fungi, Ascomycota, Eurotiomycetes, Eurotiales, Aspergillaceae. The coding region runs from base 1 to 1395 and encodes 464 amino acids.
AUGUCUUCGUCCGACGAGGAGGUUGUUCGCCGUCCGGGACGUAGCGCAGGCGCUGGUCAGCCUGCCAGCCCAUCCGGAAGUGAACAAAGAAGUGAACACAAUGGAUCCGCCGCGCGCGAUCAAAGCCCCGUUGCCUCCGACACGGGAAAUAUGAAUAUGGAUGAUGACGACGCUGAUCUCUUCGGAUCAGAUGGGUCGGACGGCGGAUUUGGAAAUGACACUGAACAACCGCACCGGACAUUGGACGACGAGGAACUCGACUCGGGAGAUGAUAUGGAACGAUACGACCGAGCUGGCGAGCGCAUGGAUUAUGAAGCUGGCGGCGAGGGAGACUACCAGGAAACAGUGAACAUUAUGGACUUGAGUUUGGGCCGGGCACCCGAACCCUUAACAUCCAACGGCGAGAUAUACACAAUGCCCGUCCCUCAUUUCUUGUCGGUAGAAACCGAGGAGUUCAACCCCGAGACUUAUGUUGCACCCCCGUUCUCGACCGCAGCGACGUCUCUUUGUUGGCGACACGACCCAAACAACGAAGAGCUUCUCCAGUCCAACGCUCGUAUCAUUCGCUGGGAAGAUGGCUCCAUGACGCUUCAACUGGCUUCGGCGCCCAAGGAACAAUACAGAAUCUCCACCAAACCUCUUGCACCUCUGAACAAAUCCGGAGACUACGACACGAAACUGGACUCUCAUGUUUACCUGGGUGCCGCGGCGGAGACAUCAUCCGUGUUUAGACUGACAUCGCAUCUGACUCACGGUCUCACGGUGUAUCCCACGGCUGUAGAAACCGAUGAUGCCGUGCAGCGACUCCAAGAGUCGUUGGCUGCCGCCGCGCGGGGUGGCAAGAAGACGGUGGACGGCUCCGCACCGGUUAUCGAAGUGAAGGAGGAUCCCGAGUUGGCGAAACGCCAGGCAGAACUGGCCGAGCGAGAGAAAUUGAAGGCCGCGCGUCGUCGGCAGCAGCUCCAAGAACGGGAGCUGGACCGUGGCAGCCGUCGCGGGUAUGGCCGUACAGGAGGUGCUGGACUUACUGUGGGUGGAUUGGAAGAUGACGACUUGCUUUCGAGACCCCGGGCCAAGAAGCCUCGUCGGCCCAACCGCCGCGGGGAGAUCUAUACCGAUGAUGAGGAAGACUACGACCGUCGUGGCCGCACGAGGGAGGAUGAAUAUGAUGAAGAUGAUGGCUUCCUUGUUGGCAGCGAUGAAGAGCCUGAAGUCGUUGACGACGAGGAGGACGAGGAUAUCCUCGAAGACGAAGACAUGGAUGCGGAAGGCGAGGAAGAGGAAGCUCCCGCUCGGACUAAAGAGAGACGAGCAUCUCCUGAAGGUGGCGCUGCAGGAACUCCACCGGUGCGGAAGAAGAACCGCUUCAUCGUGGAGGAUGAUGAUGAAGAAUAA